GUUAAGCAGCGGACAAAAACAAAGAUGAAGAUGUUUUUUUGGCGCGCGAUUUUACUGUUUACUUUUAAUACAAAAAAAAAUUGAUUUUUCGUGAAAAUCACCUGCUUAUAAUAUACACGGAUUAUCAAAUAAAGAUUUUGAGCAACUUACUGAAGUUAUAUAUAAAGAGGAAUUUCGUCGAACAUCAGUCUAUGAUGGCAGGUAGGGGCAGAGGGCAUCUCACUUUCUCUGUGGAGAUAGUUGGGAUCAGUAAAGGAGAAAAUCUCCCUCCAUCCUGCGUCCAGCCGACCCCUUUGUUCCCUCCACUGGAGCAGAAGCCAGUGCCCCUGCAGGGAGGUGAGGAGGCCGAAUACAUGCUGGCACUCAAACAGGAGUUCAGAGGAGCCAUGAAGACGCUUCCAUUUUACAUCUGUCCAGCUGCACCCAAGAAAGAUGUUGAGCGCUAUUCUGACAAAUAUCAGAAAAUUGAGACUUCUGACAACAGCUUGGAAUGGAAGCCAGACUGGAGGUGCUUUCCGAAGGAGUUGCGUGUGAGAGAGAAGAGACCCCAGAGAGACAAAAGCCCAGCUGUUCCAAAACAACCCAAACAGCCACGCUUGGACAAAGAGGAGAUCAUAAGUAAAUUGGAGUCUCUAGAACAGAAAGAGAAAGAGGGGAGUUCUGAUGAAGAGGAGGGAGAAAAAAAGAAGCCAGAGGAGGAAGAGGCCGAGGGAGAGGAGAAUUAUGACGAAGAGGAGUUUGAGGACGAAACAGAUUACAUCAUGUCCUACUUUGACAAUGGGGAGGAGUUUGGAGGGGACAGUGAUGAUAAUAUGGAUGAAGCUAUUUACUGAACAGGUGACACUGGCUCUGUAGAGCUCUCCUCUGGACAGUGUGUGUGUCUCUGAAGCUGUCUGUCCCUCAGAACCUUUCUGUGAUGGAUCAUUUUGUCUGGCAGCUAAUGUUUAGAUCUGUAUUCAGUGACUUUCCUCUUAUCCGACGAGUUGGCAUGGUGGCAGAUUGCUGACGGAGACUGUUAGAAUCUGUGCGCCAUAGCAGGAGCAGAGGAAGAGAUACAGUGACUAAAAUGCAUUCUGAUAUCUGCCUCCACACACACACAAACAAACACAAACACACACUCCUAUCUUAAUGCAGCUAUAUGUCUUUUAGAGCUUUGUAACUGAUUGUUAGAGAUUGCUGAAACUAUUUUUAGGAAUUUGUUCUAUGAAGUAUGUAUGUUUUAGUCUAAUUUUUAAAUAGUUGCAUUCUUCUAAAUAACUUUUUUACAUUUUAAUAUUGUAGAUGUUUAUUUUAGAUGGCAAUUAAGAUGAUAAGCAAAUGAUGUCCUUCAAACCCUGCUGUGAUUGUAAAUAUUUUUUAUUUGUACUGUUAAACCAUUUGAUGUGGUAAAGUCACACUUCGUGAACACUUUGUUUUGUUAAUGGUCUGUUGUGGCCUGUAGGGGGUGUGCAACUAUUGUUUAAGUUGAACACAAUUGUUCCAAACAGUGUUGACAUUGCUGGUUAUUUUCCCUAACACUGUUUGUGUAAAUUUAUAUUUGUCAUCAGCUGAUGUUUUCCUUACUCACCCACCCACCUGGUAACCAGACACGAUCUGGACUGGAAACAGUUGUAUAAUUCUGAUUUUGUGUGUGGGGUGGGGGGGACAUGCCUAGUGUCCACAUAAUUCAAAAAUGCAGAAAAUAUUUUGUGAGGGUUAGGGGAUAAAAUCUAUGAUUUGUACUUUAUAAAAAUCAUGUCUAUGGAGAGUCCUCAUAAGGACAGCUGCACCAACGUGUGUGUGUGUGUGUGUGUGUGUGUGUGUGUGUCAGUAAAUGUCCUUGAUACCACAUACAGGAGAAUUAAAAUAGAAUAUAAUGUCAGACUCUGUUGAGGGAAAAGAUCAGCAGAGGAGAAAAAAUAUUUCAUCCAAUAUCAACAUAUCUUUGAUAUUGGGUUUAUCAAUAAAGUUAGAUACAAAAGACUUUAGAUCUUAAAUAUUAAUUGAGGGGAUUUGCAAAUGUGUAUUUUGCAACUACAAGUUAAUAUAAAAACUAUAUAAAUGCUUGAAUAGCAUUCCAACCUAUAUUCCCAUCUAACUGCAUACAUAAUAUGCUUACAAAGCAAAUCAAUAACCAAAAGUGCAUUAACUAAUUACCCUUAUGUUUUUGUUUGUCUUGGUAGAAAACAAACAACAAAAUAAGUAAUUAAACACCCAUAAAAGUCCUAUAUAUGGUUGUUUCAUAUUUGUUUUACACAUUAUCCAUACAACUUCUGUCCAGUUCAACUGCAGAGUGUGCAUAUAGCCAGACGCUGUACAUCCAUAACAGUGAGUGACGUGAAUACCCAGAGGGUCCUUAUUAGCUUAAGUGAAACAACACUAAUACACAAGCACACACACUCAACGUGCUAGUUGUUCCAACUAAGGAGGCAAGGAGAUGUCCUCUGUCCUUCAUCCAGCCUUCAUCUGGUAAUUAGGAUGCAGCACUUUGGCUGGAUAGGCAGCAGAGACUGUGCACUGAAAACAAAAGUAGUCCAAGGACACUCCAUUACCAUUUCCAACCUGCCCUGCCCUCCACAGAAGAGUGAGUAAUUGAGUUUUAUACAAAGAAAACUCUCCACACACACACAUUUAGUUUAGGAAGAUGAUUCUUUUGACACAUGAUCUUUCAUCAGACAACAUCCUACAUAAAUGAGUCUGAGAAUAUAAGGAUUUGCUCAGAGCUAAACUGAUAGCCUACAGGCCAUUCAUUAUAUUAUUAAAGAGAACAUAUUCUUGCAUUCCCAAAUAAAAUCUUUGUUUUAAAGCGCAAUUUAGGUGAAACAACAACAGUCACUUUCCAUACUAUAAAGAUAACACCUGACCAACAGUGCUGGGUAGAUUACUUAUUAAUUGAAUUCCAGUACUGAUCACAAAAUAUACAAUGGUUAGUUCCGGCCCUCGAAUCUGAUUGGACGAGAGACGUUCCAUGAGCAGUGAUGGUCUGACACCAUCAGCACUCGGACGCUUCACUGUGUGUAUCACUCCGCUUGUGUUCGUCAUCCUAAACUAAAGUGUAAGAGCAGUGCAUAUGUGUUAAGAGCUAAUGUAAGCUAUGUGUCUUUUUUUUUUACAUUACAUAUGCUAGCCAGCAGGUGGUGGCAAAAGAUAAUUUUUGUGUGUAAUAUGAGCCAGUUGGUGAUGUGAAGUGAAUCUGUUAGUCACUGUUUACAUCGUAUUACUACUACAGUACUAAAGCUAGGAAAUAGCUUUAAACGGCUUUAAACGAACAACUUCAGCAUGACGGCUCAUCACAGCUGAGAGACACAACAGACUGAUUGAUUACAGAAAUCAAGGUGCUUACCUCUACCCUGUGUUUCCACAUUGGAUUCAUAUGGUUUAAAAUGGCGGAGGACAUUGGGGUUUCUAUAGGGAAUGACUCUUGUGUUGCAUCAUUUGGUUUGAACCAGCAACGGCAGAUUCUGAUCCGCUGCGUGAUAAAAGUAGUUCCAUGCACAAAUGCGUUUUUAUGACCGUACUCAGUUUUUCCUAAUUUUUUCAAAUGUACUUGUUCAUUGAACUGUUGUAUAUAAGCAAUAUCACAUUCACAAUCAUGCUAUAUGGCCCUAAAUCAGCACUGAUGUGAUUCCCAACAGCACUCAGCCUACGUCCGAAUCACAGCAGUGCAGAUGUAGGGCCAUAUCGCACUCUUGCUGAUGUGAUAUUGCUUAAUUACAUUACAAAAAUUGUAGUAAGUAACU
This is a messenger RNA of Xyrauchen texanus (razorback sucker), 3719 nucleotides long. It is a transcript of the gene polr3glb, whose product is annotated as RNA polymerase III subunit GL b. The record is from RefSeq and is a predicted model, not a curated record. The transcript has 8 exons. The coding region runs from base 192 to 833 and encodes 213 amino acids. Gene Ontology annotation, biological process: transcription by RNA polymerase III. Lineage: Eukaryota; Metazoa; Chordata; Actinopteri; Cypriniformes; Catostomidae. Gene Ontology annotation, cellular component: RNA polymerase III complex.